Gastrolobium bilobum is the source of this 1043-nucleotide messenger RNA. RefSeq lists its product as uncharacterized. Gene Ontology annotation, biological process: protein targeting to ER. The coding region runs from base 73 to 852 and encodes 259 amino acids. The record is from RefSeq and is a predicted model, not a curated record. NCBI's taxonomy places the organism in Eukaryota, Viridiplantae, Streptophyta, Magnoliopsida, Fabales, Fabaceae. Gene Ontology annotation, cellular component: signal recognition particle receptor complex. The transcript is spliced from 6 exons.
AAACAAGGGCAGAUCUAUAGAUCGAAACGAAACCUUGGUUCGUAGUGUCUCUCUCGGCGCUUCACUGAGCCGAUGGAAGAAUUGGAGCAAUGGAAGCAACAAAUUGGUGAGUGGUGGCGUGUGGCUUUGGACCAUCUUCGUCAUGUUCCCCCAAUUCAGCUCUACGCUGCUGCAGCUACCCUCCUUUUCACCACCAUUCUGCUCCUUUCAUUUCGCUUGUUGAAGCGCGCAAAGUCUAAUACCAUUCUAUUAACUGGCCUUAGUGGUGCUGGCAAAACUGUUCUCUUCUAUCAGCUUAGGGAUGGCUCUAUCCAUCAGGGUACUGUUACGUCAAUGGAACCUAAUGAGGACACUUUUGUUCUUCAUUCUGAAACAACUCAGAAUCGCAAGAUAAAUCCUGUUCAUGUUGUUGAUGUUCCGGGACAUUCUCGUCUGCGGCCCAAACUUGAUGAAUACUUGCCUCAAGCUGCUGGCAUAGUUUUUGUUGUUGAUGCUUUGGAUUUCUUACCAAAUUGCCGUGCUGCUUCUGAGUAUCUAUAUGAUAUAUUGACCAAGGGAAGUGUUGUGAAGAAGAAGAUUCCGUUGCUUAUUCUAUGCAACAAAACAGACAAAGUCACUGCUCAUUCCAAGGAGUUUAUCCGCAGACAGAUGGAGAAGGAAAUAGACAAAUUACGGGCAUCAAGAAGUGCAAUAUCUGCAGCUGACAUUGCAAACGAGUUCACCCUUGGGGUACCUGGAGAACCAUUUUCUUUUACCCAGUGCUAUAACAAAGUUACAUCUGCAGAUGCUUCUGGUCUAACUGGGGAGAUAUCUCAGUUGGAACAGUUUAUCAGAGAAUAUGUGAAGCCAUAGCUGGAUAUUAUGUAGUAAAAAGUAGGGAUCACCAUGUUGGGAUAAUUGAAGUUCUAGAUAAUUGGAAGUCCUGGUAGAUGAUUGGACUAUAUUGAUUUAACUAAAUGCUUAGGUACUUGGAAAAAUGAUUUACUUUAUUAGUUCUUUUACUUUCCCCAUUAGUCCAUUUACCCUCUUCUAUCUCUUCUAUU